Xyrauchen texanus (razorback sucker) is the source of this 2428-nucleotide messenger RNA. RefSeq names its product cytochrome b-245 heavy chain-like. The coding region runs from base 122 to 1819 and encodes 565 amino acids. Gene Ontology annotation, biological process: defense response; superoxide anion generation. Gene Ontology annotation, cellular component: NADPH oxidase complex; plasma membrane. Gene Ontology annotation, molecular function: superoxide-generating NAD(P)H oxidase activity. The record is from RefSeq and is a predicted model, not a curated record. Lineage: Eukaryota; Metazoa; Chordata; Actinopteri; Cypriniformes; Catostomidae. The transcript has 13 exons.
UGUUUUACAUGCCAAAUCCCUUUAUAGUGGCUUUCUUCAAAUUCUCUCUCUUUCUCCCAAUACUUGCUCGCUCUCUCUCUCUCUCUCUCUCUUUCUCUUUCUACACACACAGGUCGACAUCAUGGGAAAUUUUGCUGCCAAUGAAGGACUAUCAGUGUUUGUCAUUCUGGUAUGGCUCGGCAUCAAUGCGUUUCUCUUUGUGCAUUUUUACAUGGCGUUUUUGAUUGACAGGUACUACUACACUAGAGUUAUCCUUGGGCAAGCUCUCUCAUGGGCCAGAGCUCCAGCUGCAUGUCUCAAUUUUAACUGCAUGCUGAUCCUGCUGCCGGUCUGCAGAAAUAUUCUCUCAUUCCUGCGAGGAUCCAUACAGUACUGUAGUCGCGCUGCAGCUCGUCAGCUGGACAAAAACAUCACUUUCCACAAACUUGUGGCCUACAUGAUUGCUUUCCACACAGCGAUUCACAUCAUAGCUCACCUGUUUAACUUUGAGAGAUUCAUGGAUUCCCAGCUUACGGUCAACAGAAAACACCUGCCAUAUGUGCUCUCUCAGAUUGGGAACGGUGACAACAGAUCCUACCUGAACCCCAUCAGAACCAAUGAGACGAACCCAACGAUAGUGAUGUUCACGACGAUGGCAGGACUGACGGGGGUGGUCAUCACACUCGCUCUCAUCCUCAUCAUCACCUCCUCAAUGGAAGUCAUCAGAAGGUCCUACUUUGAGGUUUUUUGGUUCACUCACCACCUGUUCAUCGUCUUUUUCAUUGGUUUGGUGCUGCAUGGAGCUGGGCGUAUUGUGCGAGGCCAGACACUUGAGAGUUUGCACGUGCACAACCCAAUAAAAUGCCAGAGCCACUUUGAUACCUGGGGUCAAAAUGGCACCAACUGUCCUAAACCGGACUUUGCUGGAAACCCUCCAAUGACAUGGAAGUGGGUGGUCGGCCCCAUGUUUUUGUACGUUUGCGAGAGAAUGGUGCGAUUCUACCGCUCACAACAGAAAGUUGUCAUUACCAAGGUAGUCACGCACCCUUCCAAGACUCUUGAGCUGCAGAUGAAGAAGAAGGGCUUUAAAAUGGAGGUCGGUCAGUAUGUGUUCAUUCAGUGCACGUCUAUCUCUCAGUUAGAGUGGCAUCCCUUCACCUUGACCUCUGCCCCCGAGGAGGACCACUUUAGCGUGCACAUCCGUAUCGCAGGGGAUUGGACGCAAGCUCUUUACGCGGUCUGUGGAGGUGACAAGACUGCGGUACUGGAUGCGUGGACGCUACCAAAGAUGGCGGUGGAUGGGCCGUUUGGGACGGCCAGUGAAGAUGUCUUUCGUUAUGAGGUUGUGAUGCUGGUCGGAGCCGGUAUUGGAGUGACACCUUUUGCUUCUGUUCUGAAGUCUGUGUGGUACAAACACGUCCAAGAGAACAAAAACAUCUUCACUAAAAAGAUCUAUUUCUACUGGCUGUGUCCCGAGACUCAGGCAUUCGAGUGGUUUGCUGACCUGCUGCAGAGUUUAGAAAGAGCGAUGACAGAGAAAGACAUGAGCGAUUUCCUCAGUUACAACAUCUAUCUUACGCGCUGGAAAGAUGCUGAUGCGGCCCACAUCAGAGUUCAAUACGAGGCAGAGAAUGACCCCAUCACCGGGCUAAAGCAGAAGACUCGAUACGGCAAACCCAACUGGGACAAUGAAUUUAGUGCCAUUGCUAACCAACACCCAGGUUCUAAAGUUGGCGUGUUUCUAUGUGGUCCAACUGCGCUGGCUAAAGCUCUGGGGAAGCAAUGCUUCACACACACCGGGUAUGGAACUGAAUUUAUAUUCAACAAAGAAAACUUCUGAUCAUGUUUCGACAACUCACGAAUAUCAGAACCAACAGAUACUUCUCAAUGCAUUUUUGAACUAAUAUGUGAUGUGAUUAUACAAUACAUACAGCGCCAAUCAUUGCCACAAGUCAUUAUGUUGUGUCACUGGUCUAGAUAUGUCAUGGCUGUGAGCAUAUUUUUUACUUGACAGAUUGAAGUUGUAAUUUUGCAGUUAUGAUGUGAAAAUACACAACUUUCCAAAUAGUCUAACUCUUAGACUUUGAGGGGAAUUCAUUUCAUUUCCACCCGACUGAUCACCGUAUGCUGCCCGAUCCCCUCUGUGAAAAACUCCUGACACCACCUCUGGAAGUUAAAUAAAGCUUUUUGAAAUGUAUAGUUGAGUAACACGAUGAGGAAUCAAAGACUUCUGAGAUCUUAUUGUCUACAUAUUUUGUUUUUAUGUUAUCAAUGUACUAAAACCAGUUUGAGUUAAUUUCAGAUAUUAAUGGAGGGAAACCUGUUUAAGUUCCCAGAUAUAAUGUUCAACAUGUAUUAUGAUGUGUGCUGCUUGUCAAAUUCCCCUAAUAUUGUAUGGGGAAUUUUUGAAGUCUUUAAAGUAAAGGAUUGCUGUUAGAGCUUUAAUAAA